Messenger RNA from Rhizophagus irregularis DAOM 181602=DAOM 197198, 832 nucleotides. The record is from RefSeq and is a predicted model, not a curated record. Lineage: Eukaryota; Fungi; Glomeromycota; Glomeromycetes; Glomerales; Glomeraceae.
UAAAUAUUAUUAAUCUUUUUCCUUCCUUUUAUUCUUUUCACUGUAAUGUUCGUAAUGUAAAGAUUUUUUUUUUUUUCCUUUCUAAAUAUAUUAUAUAUAUUCGCGAAAAAAUAAAAAGAAAAAAAAAUGGAAAUUAAAAAUAAUCCAAUCACAUUGUUUUUAACAAAUUUAUUAACCUUUCGAUUUUAUUGUAAGUUUUUUUAUAUACAUAUAUAUUUUAUUAUAUUCAUUCAAUCAAUUCUUUUUUCUUUUUUUCCUCUAUCUUCCUCUUCCUCAGUUAAUCGAGAUCCUAAAUCAGAAACUGAACCAUUCUUAUCAUCAAAUAAUCCUAAUGAUGAACCUGAAGAAGAUCCGUGUGAAAAUUGGGUUUCCAGCAGGUGUUAUUACGAUUUCUUAAUACCUUCAAAACCAAAGAAGAAGAAGAAAGUUAUUAAUUCUCCCAAACAAUUAUCUUAUAUUAAAUAUAAAGAAUUAAAACAAAAGAAAUUAUUGCAUUUAGAUUUUUUGAAGGAGGGAUUUUGUGAUAAAGCAGAUUAUGAUGUUCAUUCAAUCAUAAGACAACUUAGAUACGAACAAGAGAUGAAGAAGUAUAAAGAUGAUAGAUGUGAUGGUGAAAAAGAUGAAGUGAAUAUUGUUAUUAUGGAAGAUAUUUAAGUGGACUUGGCGGCAGUGCAGUUAGCCGAGCCACAAUAAAUAAAUUAAUAAAUGGCGAUGUUUGAUUGGAAGAAGAAAUUUAAAUUUAUUAAAAUUUUGUAAUUAAUAUUGAAUAGUGAAUAAUCUGAAAUUAUUUUUUGAAAUAAAAACUGUACUUUUACAAAAAGAUUUUGAUGUU